Messenger RNA from Dinoponera quadriceps, 318 nucleotides. RefSeq lists its product as uncharacterized. Gene Ontology annotation, molecular function: odorant binding. The record is from RefSeq and is a predicted model, not a curated record. The transcript is spliced from 4 exons. NCBI's taxonomy places the organism in Eukaryota, Metazoa, Arthropoda, Insecta, Hymenoptera, Formicidae. Bases 4 to 318 code for a protein of 104 amino acids.
CGGAUGUUGUCCGAGAACUUGGUGAAGUGCACCGAGGAAUGGGGCGGGUCGCCGACUGCACCAACUGCCGAAGCAAUUGUAUGCGCGGGGGAGAAGGAUGGCAAAAUCUUUAACGCAAAUGGCGAAUACACGAAAGAUGUAACCGUGCGGGCAUUGGAGGAUUUUAUUUCCGACACAGACAAAUUAGAAAAAGCGCGAGAGAUGUACGUCUACUGCCACGAUAAGGCGGUUCAUAGUGGAUCCACCGGCCGAGAGCAGACGUUGAAGAUUGCCAAGUGUUCUUUGGCAAUUUUGCCUUUAUUAGACGCACCACAAUAA